Arachis stenosperma is the source of this 1110-nucleotide messenger RNA. Its product is annotated as S-adenosyl-L-methionine:benzoic acid/salicylic acid carboxyl methyltransferase 1-like. Gene Ontology annotation, biological process: methylation. Gene Ontology annotation, molecular function: S-adenosylmethionine-dependent methyltransferase activity. NCBI's taxonomy places the organism in Eukaryota, Viridiplantae, Streptophyta, Magnoliopsida, Fabales, Fabaceae. The record is from RefSeq and is a predicted model, not a curated record. The transcript has 4 exons. Bases 1 to 1110 code for a protein of 369 amino acids.
AUGGAUACACAGCAAGUCCUCCACAUGAACGACGGCAAUGGAGAAACUAGCUACGCAAAUAACUCCAAGUUUCAGAAAAAGGUGAUGGUCAUAGCAAAACCCAUUCUAGAAGAGAGUAUUAAGAGGCUAUAUAGUGUUACUCCUCAUCCUUGCUGUUUGAAGGUGGCUGAUUUAGGAUGUUCUUCAGGACCAAAUACCCUUCAAGUGAUAUAUGAUAUCAUAAAUAUUGUUGAUAUCACUACUUGUAACUUGAAUCCUAAGCUACCGGUUUUUCAGUUCUUCUUGAAUGAUUUGUUUGGAAACGACUUCAAUACCCUUUUUCAAUCACUUUCUCAAUUCUUGAAAAUUAUAGAAGAGAAGAAGACACAAAAAUUUGGUCCAUGUUUUGUUUAUGCUGCUCCUGGAACAUUUUAUAGCAGGCUAUUUCCCAACAAUUUCUUACACUUGGUUCAUUCCUCUUACACUCUUCAUUGGCUUUCUCAGGCACCAAAGGAGUUGGGUAAUAAGGAAAAUAUACAUCUAACAAGCACAAGUCCUCCAGAAAUGCACAAAGCAUAUCGUGAACAAUUCCAAAAAGACUUUAAACUAUUUCUUAAAUUACGUUCACAAGAACUGGUACCUGGAGGUGCCAUGUUUCUUACUUUACUUGGAAGGGACAAAACUCCUGUUAUGAGAAAAGCCUGGGAGCUAAUUAGCACAACACUAAAUGACAUGGUAUUGGAGAAUUUGACUGAAGCCAUAAAAUUGGAGUCUUUUAAUUUACCACUGUAUGACUCUACAAUAGAGGAAGCUAAAGAAGUAAUUGAAGAAGAAGGAUCUUUCACUCUUCUAAGGUUGGAAUCUGUCACACUGGAUUGGGAUGCACACAUAAAUGAAGAUAUUAAUGAUGACAAUAAUGAACUUGAUCUAAAUGUGAGGGCAGAGUUUAUAGCUAAAUACCAUAGAGCUGUUUUAGAGCCUCUUUUGAAAGCACAAUUUGGAGAAGAACUCAUGGACCAAUUAUUUCUUAGAUUUAAGAAUAAGGUUGUCCAAUGGUUGAUGGAGGUACAAGUAUUAGAACUUUCUACUCUCAUAAUAUCACUCAUAAAGAAUAAGCCAUGCAUGGACUAA